This is a messenger RNA of Monoraphidium neglectum, 2418 nucleotides long. RefSeq lists its product as hypothetical. NCBI's taxonomy places the organism in Eukaryota, Viridiplantae, Chlorophyta, Chlorophyceae, Sphaeropleales, Selenastraceae. Gene Ontology annotation, molecular function: acyltransferase activity, transferring groups other than amino-acyl groups. The transcript is spliced from 8 exons. Bases 1 to 2418 code for a protein of 805 amino acids. The record is from RefSeq and is a predicted model, not a curated record.
AUGGCGCCCGCCGCCGCCGGCCCUGCCGCCGCCAAGGUGCGGGCGGUGCGCAACAGCAACAAGCACAAGCGGCUGUUUGUGCCCGGCGAGUCAGGCGGCCUGCAGGACGGCACCAAGCUGCUCUACAAGUCCACCGCCAGCGGCGAGGGCCCCACCCUUCUGGAGGGCGUCGCCAUCAUUAACCCCAACGGCGCGUGCGGCAUCAUGUGCGGCUGCUGCCAGAAGAUCGUCUCGUGCUCGGCCUUUGAGGCCCACGCGGGCCGCGGCCAGCGCCGCGCGCCCUACGACUUCAUCUUCACCCCCGAGGGCAUCAACCUCCGCCGCAUGGCCGAGCGCCUCUCGCCGCUGCCCGAGGAGGACGCGGCGGGUGGCGGCGGCGGCGCGACAACGCUGACGUUCUCUUACGGCGCGCGGCGCGCGUACUACGGCACGCGCGGCCGCGGGCGCGGGCGCGGCGGCGCGGGGCGGUGGGAGGGCUACGAGGAGGACGAGCUGCCGCUGGAGCCCGAGCUAAUCACGGACCCGACCGGCACGGGCGCCGGCUGCGUCUUGUGCAAGGCGUCCGACUUCCUGCGCGGCGGGUUCGGCGACCGCACCAUCAUGAUCUGCGACACGUGCGAGAGGGAGUUCCACGUGGACUGCCUGCGCGGGGCCGGGCGCUGCGACCUCAAGGAGCUGCCCGCCGGCGACUGGUAUUGCAGCUGCGAGUGCGCCGUGCUGCGGGACCAGAUCGACAUCUGGGUGUCUCAGGCGGACGUGCCGCUCGGGGCAACGCACUCGCUGCAGGCCAUCCGCGGCAAGGACGGCAGCAUUGGCACCAGCAAGAAGCUGGGCACCGCGCUGGACCUGCUGCAGGGCAGCUUUGACCCCAUCAUGGACGCGGGCAACAGCGUCGACCUGCUGCCGCUCAUCGUAUACGCGCGGGCGUACCGCGAGUGGGACUUCAGCAACAUGAUGACGCUGCUGCUGCGCCACAAGGGCCGCGCCGUGUGCGUCGCCGUGCUGCGCGUGUUUGGCCCGCAGCUGGCCGAGCUGCCGCUCGUCGCGACGCGCCCCGACGCGCGGCGGCAGGGGCACGCCAAGGUGCUGGUGUCGGCGCUGGAGGCGCUGCUCUCGCGGAUGGGGGUGCGGUGCCUCGCGCUGCCGGCGGCGCACGAGGCGGAGAAGACGUGGGUGGAGGGGUUCCACUUUGAGUACAUGCCGGAGAAGCAGCAGGAGCAGGUCAAGCGUGAGCUGCGCAUGCUUAUCUUCCCGGGCACCCAGCUGCUGCGCAAGAAUCUGGAGCCGCGCGGUGCAGCGGCAGAGGCGAUCUCGCGCGCCGCGGGGGAGCUGCUGAUCGCGGAGGCGGCACAGAGGGACGCGUGCCCCAGCCCCGAGCCGCCGGCGUCGCCUGCUGCUGCUGCGGCGGCGGCGGGCGCGGCCGGUGCCACAGCGGCAGCGGACAAUGCGGAAGCAGCAGCGGCAGUCGGAGCCGGCGAGACGGCUGCGGCAAACGGGGACGCAAGGGCGGCUGGCGAGGUGGUAGGCGGCGCAGCAGGGGAGGCAGCAGGUGAGGCGGCGGUGGUGCCGCCGGCCACCAGCGGGACAGCAGCAGAGGGCGGCGACGCGCUGGCCACCGCCGCAAACGUCGACGCGGCGUCACCGCCUGUGUUAGGCGAGGGUGGGCCCUCAACUGCUGGCGCGGCGGAGGCUGCGGCCGCCGCGGAUGUGGACGCGCUGCAGACGCCACCUGCGGAUGCCAUGACCGCUGGCGAGGCCGAGGCGACGGCCGGCGCUGCGGCUGAAACAGCUGGACCCACGGCCGUACCAGCAGAGGCUAUGGAGGUCGAUGCUGCGGCUGAUACGACUGCCGAGGCUGCCGCGGCCGUGGUCGAUGCAGGCGCGGAGCAGCCAGCAGGGGCGGAGCCGCCAGCGGCACCAGUUGCGUCAAGUCUGGGGCCGGCGGCGGCUGCCGAGGCCCCACAAGUCGAUGAGCCUGCUUCCCUGCAGGCAGAGCCGCCCGUCAGAGCAGCAGAGCUCGGCCUGAGCGAUGCUAUGCAGGUGGACAGCCGCAGCGGGUCAGACCUUGCAACGCCAAGUGGCCAGCGGGAGGAGGGGCCGCAGCUGCAGCUGGUGUCAGAGCAGCAGCAGCAGCAGCAGCAGCAGCAGCAGGAGCAGCAGCAUGAGGAGCCGCGGGAUCAGCCGCAGGAGGAGCAGGCACACGGGCAGGCGCUGCAGCAGCAGGAGCAACAGCAGCAACAGCAGCAGCAGCACCAGCAGCAGCAGCAGCAGCCGGAGGGGCUGGAGGCUACCGGCGAGCUGCCGAGCCCGCAGGCAGCGCCGGCGGUGCCGCAGGGUGCACAAACAGCAGGGCCCCUACCAGCAGCAGGCGGAGCAGCAGCUGGGGGAGCAGGCGGGUGUGACGACGCUCGCAUUUAA